Messenger RNA from Elaeis guineensis (African oil palm), 1835 nucleotides. Its product is annotated as UDP-glucuronate 4-epimerase 1. The record is from RefSeq and is a predicted model, not a curated record. Lineage: Eukaryota; Viridiplantae; Streptophyta; Magnoliopsida; Arecales; Arecaceae.
CCAUUCCGCGCUCCUCCCCUUGGCAGGCGCAGAAUUUUCUCUUCAAAAAUUAAAAAAAAAUUUCGCUCUGCCCUGCCUCUUCUCGUCUAUUCCACCCCUUUCCCCUUAGCAUCCCACCCCUAUCCACCCAUACAGUACUAGUGCUCGAUCUAUCCAUCUAUUCCUCUGCCAUUCCACCACUGCUUUGAUUCACUAUUAUUAUUUUUAUUAAUUCUAGGGAUUUAGAGAGAGGAAGGAGUGGGGAGGGGAAAAAAUAGGAGAAUAGGAGGAAUAGAAACGAAGUAGACGAAGACGGCGACGGAGAAGAAGAUGAGGAUGCUGGAGGACGAGUUGUUCCCCUCGACGCCGGGGAAGGUGAAGAUCGAGCGGGCCCACGCGAUUAAUCGGCAGUUCCACCGGUGCUUUGCGUCGACGAGCACCAUGUUCCUCUGGGCGCUCUUCCUGAUCGCCCUGACGGCGUCGUACCUGAGCUUCCAGAGCUUCGUAGACACUUCGUCCAAGUAUCUCUCGGCGUCGUGGGGCGGCCUCCACUGGGAGAAGCAGAUCAGGGUGUCCGCCGAGGUCCGGCGGGCGCAUGGGAUCUCCGUCCUCGUCACCGGCGCCGCCGGCUUCGUUGGUUCUCACGUCUCCAUCGCUCUCCACAAGCGCGGCGACGGCGUCGUCGGCCUCGACAACUUCAAUUCCUACUACGAUCCCUCGUUGAAGAAGGCCAGGAAGUCCCUUUUGGCCUCGCACGGCAUCUUCGUCGUCGAGGGCGACAUCAACGACGGCCGCCUCCUUUCCAAGCUCUUCGACGUGGUUCCCUUCACCCACGUGAUGCACCUGGCCGCCCAGGCUGGGGUGCGGUACGCGAUCGAGAACCCGGCGUCCUACGUCCACAGCAACAUCGCUGGUCUGGUGACGCUCCUGGAGGCGUGCAAGGCGGCGGACCCCCAGCCGGCGGUCGUGUGGGCCUCCUCCUCGUCGGUGUACGGUCUCAACGAGAAGGUUCCCUUUUCGGAGUCGGACCGCACCGACCGCCCCGCCUCCCUCUACGCCGCCACGAAGAAGUCCGGCGAGGAGAUCACCCACACCUACAACCACAUCUACGGACUUUCCAUCACCGGCCUCCGGUUCUUCACGGUAUACGGGCCGUGGGGCCGCCCCGACAUGGCCUACUUCUCCUUCACGAGAAAUAUUCUUCAAGGGAAGCCGAUCACGAUCUACCGGGGCAAGGAUCGCGUCGAUCUCGCUCGGGAUUUCACCUACAUCGAUGAUAUCGUCAAAGGGUGCUUGGGGUCGCUGGACACGGCUGAAAAGAGCACGGGGAGCGGCGGGAAGAAGCGUAGGCCGGCGCAGUACCGGAUCUACAACUUGGGGAACACUUCGCCGGUGACUGUGCCGACGCUGGUCUCGAUCCUGGAGCGCUACCUCAAGGUGAAGGCGAAGCGGAACGUGGUGGAGAUGCCGGGCAAUGGCGAUGUACCGUUCACCCACGCCAACAUCAGCUUGGCUCGAGCCGAGCUCGGCUACAAGCCAACCACCAAUCUGGAGACAGGUCUCAAGAAGUUCGUCAAGUGGUACCUCCAUUACUACGGCUACCGUCCCCGGGGAAGUAAGAAUUUGUAAAAAAAAAUUAAAAAAAAAAUCUUUUUUUGCUUUUUAAAAUGUUUUUCUUUUCGUAGGAAUUUUUUUCUUUAAUUUUUGGAAAAAAAUUACUUAAAAUUCUUUUCUCCGAGGAGAAGAGAGCGAAGACGGAGAAAAAAGGGCUCUGCCUUGGAUUUGUAAAGAAAUUAUCCGAAUUUCUGUUUGGUGUUUAAUUAACGAAUCUUUUCCUUAUUUUUUAUUUAUUACCA